This is a messenger RNA of Exophiala xenobiotica, 1913 nucleotides long. RefSeq lists its product as uncharacterized. Gene Ontology annotation, molecular function: pre-mRNA 3'-splice site binding. The transcript has a single exon. The coding region runs from base 214 to 1722 and encodes 502 amino acids. Gene Ontology annotation, biological process: mRNA splicing, via spliceosome. Gene Ontology annotation, cellular component: spliceosomal complex. The record is from RefSeq and is a predicted model, not a curated record. NCBI's taxonomy places the organism in Eukaryota, Fungi, Ascomycota, Eurotiomycetes, Chaetothyriales, Herpotrichiellaceae.
ACGAGGCUGCGAGGCUGCGAAAGUCUGCUAAAGCGGCAAGCCAGAAAGUCCCUCCAAGUUUCCAUCUGAUAAUGCGGAGAUCCUUGCGACUCUGCCACCUCAAGUCAACCACUUUUCUUCGUUUCAUGACCUGCUCGAGGGUGCUUUGAUAUCCCUUGUACUGGACGGAUACCUCGACCACCUUCGCUCCCAGAACUCCUACUCUCUGCCCCCAUGGCAUCGAACAAACCUCCGCCGCCAGGCCCCGACCAGUCUCGAAACGAAUACAUUCCCUCCUUCAUCUCAAAAAGACCCUUCUGGGCUGAAACAACCUCCGAUGCCGACUACUUGGAACAUCAGCGCCUCCAGUCAGCGCCCAAAGACACUCUCGACACCGCAAAAUGGUACGAACGGGGACGCAAAGCCGGUCCCGCCGCCACCAAGUUCCGCAAAGGCGCAUGCGAGAACUGCGGCGCCAUGACGCACAAGACGAAAGAAUGCCUGUCUCGGCCGCGCAAAACCGGCGCCCGCUGGACCGGCCGCGACAUCCAGGCCGACGAAGUCAUCGAGGACGUCAAGUUGGGCUGGGACGCCAAGCGUGACCGCUGGAACGGCUACGAUCCGCGCGAGUACACCGCCGUUGUCAAGGAAUAUGAAGAACUCGAAGCCCUCAAGAAACAAUCCUCCACCACACCCGCCGAUGGCACACCGAACGCUGACGCAAGUGGUGACUCCGACGCACGAUAUGCUGAAGAAACAGACAUGGGCCGCUCACAACCCACAUCCACGCGCCAACUGCGCCUGCGCGAGGACACGGCAAACUACCUGAAAAACCUCGACCUCGAAUCCGCCAAAUACGACCCCAAGACCCGCACAAUGGACACGUCCGCCCCCGACCCCGACGCGGUCGACGUCUCCGAUGGCUUCAUGCGGCCGAGCGACGACGCCGCCGCCGAAUUCGAGCGCGCCCAACGCUACGCCUGGGAAACCCAAGAAGCGUCUAACCCCUCGACCAAAAGACUCCAUCUCCAAGCGAACCCCACGGAAGGCGAGAUCCUGCGCAAGAAACAGACCCAAGAAUCCGCCGAGAAAAAAGCAGCCGCCCGCAAGGCCCUGCUCGAAAAGUACGGCGGCGUCGAACACAUCAAGCCCGCCGACAAGUCCAAGUCCAAUCAAGUCCUCGCCUCAGAGCGAUACGUCGAGUACGAUGAGACCGGACACAUCAAGGGCGAGCAACGAACGGUCGCACACUCAAAAUACCCAGAAGACAUCUUCUCGAACAACCACACGAGCGUCUGGGGCAGUUGGUGGCACAACUUCACGUGGGGAUAUGCAUGCUGCCACAGCACCGUCAAGAAUAGUUAUUGCACGGGCGAUGCCGGAAGGGCAGCCUUCGAGGAGGCCGAGGGCCGGAGGACGGGCGAGGCGCUUCUGCUUGACUACGGUGGAGCCGAGGACGGCACAGCGACCAAGACCGAGGCUGCGAUUGGCGACGAGAAGGAGCAGCUUCGUCUGCAGCAGGAGGGCGAGGAUAUUGCCGAGAGGAAACCCGUCGAGGAAGCAGACACGGCGAAGAAGAGGACGCCACAAACUUCGGGAACCCAAGCGAAGAAACGCACGCUGCAAGAAUUACAGGCUGGAAUUUCAGCAGAAGAACUAGAGUCUUACAAGCGCAACCGUGUGGCUGCGGAUGACCCCAUGGCUGCUUUGCUGGGGAAAGACGAACUCGUGGAGAUGCGGUGAAUCCAGAAUGAGUGCGUGACGAGACAGCCUGUUGUUCCUCUGGCAGAAGGCUUGCAACAUGUACAUUCCAGGCAUGAAUCAUCAGUCGAGCGUUCAAGCGAUCGGUAUAACAAUUUAUUUGCUUCGUUAAUGCUAAUUCUCUGGCUUUCUUAUUCGAUCCAUGGAUUUAAAUCCCAAGACUGUUCCUGUCG